Molecule: messenger RNA, 5006 nt
Organism: Salarias fasciatus (jewelled blenny)
Lineage: Eukaryota; Metazoa; Chordata; Actinopteri; Blenniiformes; Blenniidae
Product: ephexin-1-like
Exons: 15
Coding region: 191-2491 (766 amino acids)
Biological process (GO): activation of GTPase activity
Molecular function (GO): guanyl-nucleotide exchange factor activity; protein binding
Source: RefSeq, a predicted model, not a curated record
GACUCCCAACUUUCUCUCUGACUUUUCUUUCUUUUUCUUUUUUUAAACUGUACUCUUUCCUAGGAUUGAAAAAGAAAUUCUUGGCAUGGACGUCAUUCUGGACCCUGGCUAAUUAUGACUCAUUUCCUUAAAGUCCAGCAAACCUUUUGAAGUCACUUUAAAAAAACAAAACAAAGAAGAAUUAGUGGCCAUGUCUGUAACGGCUCUGAUCAAAGGCAUGUGGGGACAGAAAUCACAGGAAUCCUCAAGCAAGCAUCCACCAGCUUCAAGUCAGCAGGUUCAUGAAGUGGACGAUGAUGAAGAUGAGGAUGGCGCGAGUUUCAGCAGAGGAUCCAACCCCAGGAACUCCCGUUUCUACCGGUCAAUGAGGAGGAAGAAACUGGCUACAGAUUCCACCAAGUCCCGUGAGGACCGCAGUCCAUCCCAUAAAGCGUCAGCCUCAUCCUCUCAUGUUCCCAUUUCCCACAGUUCAGGACGCUUUGAGCGUCAGGAAAUGCUCCAUCCUUCCAGAGCUCUGUUGCCAAGCAAUGGUCAGAGCAGCAGCAGACAUGCUCUGUACAACGGUGAAGCUGAGGGGAGGAGAGGAGUGGGAGGACGGAGUGUGAACAGAUCUGCUGCCGCCGACACUCAGCGCAGAGACGACGACGAAGAAAUGACUACGUAUCGGCCUCACAGUAUUCAUCGUGAAGACAUUACAAAGCUGUCAGAGCAAACGGCUGCAGUUUGCACUGUUCAGGACAACAGGCGGAGACCUACCAACUCACGACAACCCAAUCCCGACGGAUCAAACCAGGACAACGUCAGUCUCAGGUUGUCGGGCACUGGAGAUCAGAUGGCUGGUCACAGCCUGAGAAUCGUCAGAAAAACUGAGGUACCGCUGUACCAGGAGUACCGUGACACGUCCAAGCAGCAGGAGAUUGAACAGAGGCGGCAGCGGGACAACUGUUCUCCAGUCACGGAGGGGACUCCGAUGCAAGAGUCUGUGGCAACGUCACCACCGGCGUUACAGCUGCAGCUGAGGAACAACACCCAGUCCCUGAGCCUGUGGCAAAACCUGGAAGCAGUGCAAGCCAGUGGUCUGCUCGCCCGGCUGGACCACAAAGAGAUAAUAAUGCAAGAGGCCAUGUUUGAGCUUGUGACAUCAGAAGCGUCCUACUACAAGAGUUUGGAAAUUUUGGAGGCACACUUCCUGCAAAAUCCUGUUUUAUUCAAAACACUGAGCCAAUCCGACAUGCAUUUUCUUUUCUCAAACAUUGUGGAAGUCAUGAAAGCCAGUGAAAGGUUCUUGAUGGAUCUUGAAAACCGAAUCGAGGAGUCCAUUUUAAUUUCUGACGUGUGUGAUAUUGUUCAUCACCAUGCUGUGGAACACUUCAGUGUCUUCAUUAAAUAUGUCAUUAACCAAGCGUACCAGGAGAAGAACUACCGACGCAUCUUAGAAGGAAACCAACCAUUCCGGGACACGAUGGCUUCACUGGAAAACCAUCCCUGUGUGAGAGGCCUGUCUUUCACGUCUUUCCUCAUUCUUCCUUUCCAGAGGAUCACCAGACUCAAGCUGCUUGUCCAGAAUAUCCUGAAAAAAACUGAGGAGGACUCGGAGAGGGAAGCUUCUGCUGUGAAAGCACAUCAGCAGCUUGAGAAGAUUGUGAGAGAGUGUGAUGAGGGUGUUCGGAAAAUGAGCCGCACAGAGGAGCUGAUCAGUAUCGAGAAAACACUGGAAUUUAAAUCUAAGUCUGUGCCCAUCAUUUCCCACUCGCGCUGGCUGCUGAAGAAAGGUGAAGUGCAGGUGAUGGCAGGGCCGAAGAGCACAAGGACCAUGCGAAGCCGCAAGCUUUACCAGCCGUUCUACUUGUUCCUCUUCAAUAAUCUGCUGCUGGUCACAAAGCGCAGCGGGGACAAGUUCCAGGUUCUUGAUUCCUGCACAAGGGCCAUGUUGAGGACCGAAGAGCUUGCAGACCAGGGUCAGGCGCUGGCCCAUGUCUUUAAUCUGAAGCUGCUGGAAAACCAAGAGGACCGUCCAGUCAACUACUUGGUCAAGGCCUCCAGUAUGAGUGAUAAGCUUCGAUGGAUAUGUGCACUCACUCCUAACCGCCGUACACGCUUCAUGUCGACCAGUGCCCACCAAGCAGACUCUCCACAGGUGCAGUGCAUUCAGUCAUACACAGCUCAGGAACCUGAUGAACUUUCGACUGAGAUGGCGGAUGUUAUGAGCCUUCUUGAGAGAACAACUGAUGGCUGGAUGAUGGGUGAAAGGCUCCAUGAUGGCGAGAGAGGCUGGUUCCCAAGUCGAGUCGUGGAGGAGAUUCAUAGCAAAGCGGUCCGAGCUCAAAACCUGAGAGAAGCCUUCAAGAUUCAGCUGGCCCAGGAUGGUGGAGCAGGUCUGCAGACUGGAACCAGAGGUGGCUUAAGAGGAAGACGCACCCCGAAAGCGUCCAGCCUCUCCGGUACUCAUACUGAUCAGAUGGGGAACUGGAGUGAAGCAGUGAAUCAGUAACAGCCCAGUAUGUGUUCAUCAACAAGACAAGUAUCCAAAUGAAUGUGGAAUGUUACCCAUGUUCUGCAUGUUUUAUUAAUAUUACGGACUCUAUUAAAAGAUGCAAUAUUAAUUUUGGAGACCAGAGAAGAGCGUUUACCCAGGAGAGAUUUCGAGUUCUGCUCCAACACUGAAGACGAAAACGACCCACAGCCACGUCUGGGCCACCAGUCUUCUCUGUGUGGCAGGAGAACACGUUCUGUCUGAGUUUCACACCAGUUUCACACUCUGUACCCCAAAUAUCUUUCAGAGUUUUUCUUAAUUUUUCUAGAAAAGCAUCAGAUAAACACACAUUUUCAAAACGCGUUUUCAGGUGAUUGUUUCAAAAAUUGGAAAGAAAACAAACUAUUUACUGCUCACUGCAACAAGAGUACACGUUUGGCAUGCUCUUGGAAAUGUUUCUGUUUGCUUCUUUUCAGGUUUCAGGUUUUGUUUGCUUCAGCAGAUUUUUGUUGGAAGAGGGAAAUCUAAUUUUACCUGUGAUUAUUUCUGGGGAAUGCAUUUCUUCAGUGCAGCUGGUUGGCCGUCGUCAUGAUCAAGACAUUAGUCUUAGUGGUCAUUUUACUACUGUAAUUUAUUGUCUUGUAAAAUUGCACUGUAAAUGAGAAUUCUCUUUCAUCUCUGAGUGUGUGACACAAGAGGUUAUUUUUUCAUAAGAUGAAACAUGUUGACACUUUUCUGUGGACUGUGGCAGACUGGCCGGUACGGAGGUACGCCUGAACAGUCCCAAAUCAAUCGGCCUCCUGUCAGCGACGAUGUGAGAUGCACCAGACAAUUUUGCUUCCCACGACAGAACGGAGUCUGUUGCGGAAGGGGUUGCCUCUUCUUUCGUACCAUCGUAUAGUGCAGUCCGCUGCUGAAGCCAUCUGCAGACCUCGGUGGACUCAGUACUGUAUGGGGCAGGCCACAGCGGGAGUGGAUUCAAAGGUCAACUGGAUGGUCGCCUGUGGUGAUUCUAAUCGCUGCACUUCAUUUUACCUUGCCACCUUUCAACCACCCCACUUUUGCUUACGCUGAGGAUUGUUGUUUCAUCCAUCCAGCUUACAAUAUUGUGUAUGUUGUGACAAGAGUGAUUACAAGUUUAAGAACAUUAACAUCUUUACAUCACUGUGUUACAAAUAAAUAUACUUCAUUAAUUACACUGACACUGCCUGAGUUAGAAAGAGAUGCUCAUGAAUCAACAUAAUCUGCAGUAACAUGUUUGAAAGAUGGCUGCUGAUCUGCUCCAUGCUCUGCGUCCUGUAUGUUAUUGAAUGGAUGCACAGUGCUGCAUUGACUGAUAGAUGAUUAGUGUCUGUGUCCAUUUUGUUUUUUUUUGCGUUUGCUUCUUCUCUAUCUAAAGGACAUAUUUUCUGCACUGUUGCUGCUUGAGAAACUCAGUUUGCUGGUCAAACAAAAUUGACUGUCAGAUGUAAGGAAUGAAAAAACGUUCAUGUUUUUUUUUAAUUUCUUACCAAAAGUUGAACAACAACUUCAAAGUUGUGAGUGCUCUAAAUUACUAACCCUAAAUUACAGUUAAUAUAACUUCAAAACAGAAGGUCUUUGAUUUGAACUGCUGCUUGGUCAGGUGAUGAGUGCCAGUGAUAUUCAUGUGUUAAUUGCAUUUCCAGGUUGAUUUAUUUCUGGAAAGUGCUAAACCCCAGCGUGGUGGUUCGAGCUUAAGGCCAUAUUUCAACUCAGGUGGUCAGAUAUUCUGAACGUGUCAGAGUCUUCACAACAGAUUUCUCUUCAGCACUUUGGUUUGGUUGUAAACUCAGCUGAGCUAUGGCUUUUUUCUGUUAGUUUGAACCAGCUACAUAUGCUUCGUGCCACCAGAGGGCAUAUCGGAACUGUAUUGAGGAGCACAGUAGUAGUGUAAUGGGGUAUUUUCACAGCUUCACUACUUCCUGAAGUUAACUGUGCACAUUCAUUUCCUGUCUUACAUUAUUGGCCAAACUGAUUAAUCCAGGUGUGUCUGGUUUAGACUGCUGCAACAAGACACACCUGGAUUUAUCAUUUUGGCCAAUAAUGCAAGACAGGAAAUGAAUGUGCACAGUUAAUUUCAGGAAGUAGUGGAGCUGUGAAAAUGGCCCAUUAAAAUAGUAUGUUGCUUAAUGUACAUUCCACUUUGAUGCUUGUUUUUGGAUAAAGACUAAAGCAUUUAAAAAAAACAAUGAAUAAAAGAUUAAUUUUCAAGACACAAACUUCAACUCUGAAGUUCAUCAUUUUUGCUCCAGUGUCAUAAAGCACAGAUGCGAUGUGCAGAGAAGCGGGACUUGGUCAGUCACUACCUGUAUUACUUUAAGAGGACUAAUGGUUGUUUAAUUAAAUGUUUGUACCAUGCACAUACAGUAUAAAGUGCUCAAGCAUUCAAGUAAUGAAGGUAAUGAUCUAUUGAAACAAAAUGCCAUCUCAGCAGUGAGCAUGCUGCAUAUGAAGUAUAUAAAGCAAAUUAUAAUAAUGUGGAAAUAAUAUACAUGUUCUAUUUAAAUAAAUA